Messenger RNA from Porites lobata, 9161 nucleotides. The record is from the annotation of a GenBank genome assembly. Lineage: Eukaryota; Metazoa; Cnidaria; Anthozoa; Scleractinia; Poritidae.
AUGCGGAUAUUGUGCUGUCGUUACUUUAUGGAGCCAGCUUUGAAUUCUGGGACGCCGGCAAUUCAACGCUUUUGCUGUGGAGUGGGUCACGUGAUAGAUGACAUCUUACGUCAGCUCCUUUUUUCCUUCACACUUGUUUUCUUCAUGAGAGUUCUAGGCCUCUCUGCGGCUAACGCUGGCUGGCUAAUUCUUCAGAAGGAACUGACUCACGUGGUAUUCUCCCCUCUUUGCGCCUUUCUGGUGGACAGCACGAAUAUUCCAGUUCUGUCCCGGAAGCUGGGGAGAAGAAAAAGCUGGCUUCUGAUAGCAAAUAUCGUGGAAGUAGUCUUUAUACCUUUGUUUUUUAGCACUUGCUUCCCCUGCCAGAGCGAUGGAGGACAAUGGCAGCUGAUGGUAUAUAUUGGGGUGCUCAACACCAUUCUAGCCUUUGGAGGAACUCUUAUGAACGUCGGACAUUUGUCGAUCAUUCCUGUCAUCGCUAAAAAUCAAAGCGAAGCUGUAGAAAUGAGCGCAUGGAGGUUUGUCAUUUUCUCAAUGACUCAAACAUGAAAAUAGCAAAAUGCAGAGUCAAAUUUCACUUUCUCAUUAUUUACGUUUUAGGUUCUCGAUCGAUAUUCGAGAAGAGGUGCUAUUUCCUAUUGUUUAGAUGCUUGCAACAUAAAUUUAUGGCGGCUGUUACAGCGAAAUUGAUGGAACUUUAUUUUGCAUUUUUCGGGGGGAAAAAAAUGGUGAUCAAGAAUAUCAGUAUUUGAGGGAAAUGUGAAUGUUUGUAAAAUUUUUCUGUUUGAAAGUUGUUAAGAUUUCUUAUCAAAGCGGCCAUGCAACAUGUACUACGAACUCAGUUACUUGAGACAUCCAAAACUGACAUGUUCCAACACUCAUCGUUCGUUGUUUCGUUUUAUUUUUUUUAAAGGACCACUUUUUCUUUCCUGAGUGGUAUCCUAACCUUAGUUGUGGCGUGGGCUAUUUUCGGGCAAGACAAUAGCGAACAUCUAACAGCAGAAAAUGCAGUGGAUUUCACGGUAAUUAUUAAUAGUAUGGACAUAAGUGACUGAGCUUCAUCCGUUACAAAGUUAUAAAACUUUUUCCUUGCUUCCUUUUUUUCAGGUCAUGUCUUUAAUCUUGGUUGGAAUUGGUCUCUUGUUUUGUCUGAUUUUCCACAUCGGAACCAAAGAGCCUUCGUGUCAAAUCAACAAAAAGUUGUCUGUGACGGCUGCAGGCAUUGUGGUAAGGUUUGAAUUUCCUUAGAGAAAACUGCUAGAGACCAUCAAGUCAGUUAUAUAAUAGCCUCCCUAGCAGAAGUUUAUUGUUUCGUCGCGCAACGUUGGAGAGGAGCGUUACGUGACGAAAAAAAAAAAAAACGGCUGCGAGGGAGACUAGUUAUAUAAUAGACCUAAUAUGCUAGCCUGAGAAAACAGCCGACAGUUAGAGCGACACUACUGGCUUCCCUACGAAAUGGCGUCUGAGGAAAGAGUGCACAAAUUCCAUACUGUCUGCUUUUUACUGCCUAUCUAGAUCUGGGUAGCUCUUCUGAUUGGUUGAAGAUACUUACCAGAUGGAACUACCAAUCAGAAGCACUCAGCCCAAAUAAGGGUGGCGGUACGUCAUCAGUAUAGAAUUUCUGCACUUGUUCCUCAGACGUCAUUUCACGGGAAAACCAGUGGUGGCCUCGCGAAAUGUUGGCUGUUUAGUUAGCCUACCCUUAUGCAAGUUUGCGUCAGGCAAGCCACCAAGCUCAGUUUUGGAACUGUUAUUUUGUAAUGCAAGGCAAGAUGGUGAAAUUGCUCGUCUGACGUAAGCACACAUAAGGGCCAUCAGCCGUAUUAAUAUAUAGAUUUAGCCAGGGCUUUGAAAAGCGAAGCUCUCGUUAAUAUGUUUAUAAUUUACCCAAGAAAAAUAAUAAAAUCGUGUAAUGCUUAACGGCGACGGGAACGAGAACGGCCAAAAAAAAAUCAAUAGGUUAAGUUAGCAAAAAAAACAAAAACAAACAAACAAACAACAACAAUAACAACUUUGCACGUGCAGCACACUUUUUUAAUUUUGUACAUUUAUAUGGAGCUGUUUUGCACGACUACAACGUGAAACUACAUAUCUUAUGAAGGAAAUGUCGUAUGUGCUCACCAAAGGUUUUGCUGCUUGUGUUCCUGUUCGUUUUUUUUUCACUGCGGCGUCUAUUUUCACCUUGCUGCCCGUUAGCAUUUCUCAUUUUCUCACCACCAAUUUUCAUGUUUUUCUUUGAACAAAAUUCGUCUCCUCUGUUUUUUAGCUCUUUCUCUGUUAUCCACGUCAGUAAAGACAUUAAAAUUUAGUCGGACUCGACCCAGUUUGUUAUUGUUGUUUUCUCUCUAAAAAUUCCGCAUGGUUAUGCCCCCUCGUGUUGCAUUUAGGUUGCCAGACCUGUAAAUUGACUUAUUUUACAUUGGUAUGUCUGUGGUGUGGGCGGGCGUGUGUAUGAUCACGUGAUUACCAAAAUUUCUUAGAUGCUUAGAUUAACAAAUUUUCUUACCCAUGGUGCUCGGCUGCAUGCGCUCCGCGCGCGCAAGAGCUCUGAUAUAAAUUAUCUUGCCUAGUCCCUUUACGGCGUUUUCCCAAGCCUUCUCGGCCAAUUGCCUUCGGUGACGUAUCCGAGGCGAACGCGCGGGAAGCGCCUACACAAAAACAGAAUGCGCAUGCGAGCGUUGCCUUUUGAAAAUGUCGGACUUUCUGGAGCGCAAGACGUUGUAAACAGCAGGCAAUUAUUGAUAAUUGAAAAAACCCUUGUAGAUAUUUGCGAAAUAGUUUGUAGAUCGACUUUUGUCGACUUUGAAAAGCCAUCAGAAUUUACAUUCAUACUCAGUCCUGUGAAGAUUGAUUUCUGCUCCUUCAAUCUUAUCAUUCGACUUUUCAUUCCAACUAAAUAUGUUUCGCGCUAAUUUUCAAAGUUUUCACUUCAAAAAGGAUACUUCAUUGACACCGUGUGUAAUAAACUUAAAGCAUCUAGAGUGCAAAUCUUAAAUAAUCAGAAAAAAUUACCCUUUCACAUAAAAUUCAUUAUCUGCGAAUCGCAAAUUCUUAAAAACUUCGCUGCUCGGUGUUUCAAAACAGGCAAAAAGCUCAGCCGUGAAGAAAAACCUCAAAUUCCUCGAAGGACAAUUUUGUAACGAGAAGCCUUCCUCUGUCCACUGAAAAAAAAAAAAACUGGCUGAACAUUCUUUUGAACACUCCCUUCCCAUUUGUGUCUUUUAACGGUACAUUUUUAACCUUGAAAUACGAAACUUUGGUCUCGAAACCCAUCGCAUGAGUUUUUUCACUUUUGCAUCACUUCUGAGAAUUUUUGUCUAGGCCUCACUUCUUCGCUCUGACCACGUGACUCGAAACGCACUAGCCGCGAGGAAUAAUGAGGCCUAGGGACUAUGCAAUAAAUUUAUUUAUCUGUUACUCUAUUAAUACAUACCAGCUUUACAGUGACAAAGAUCUCUGUCUUCAGAGUAGUAGAUUAUCAAGUAGUUUAACUAGAUAGUUUUUAUCUAGUGAAUAAGUAUAACCAAAACUGUCAGAAUUUUAAAAGACACAGCUGCAGAAAGCAAUGCGAAAAUAAUUAGCCAGAUAUGAUCAUUUAAUAAUAAAAUAACCUUGAUAGCUUGUAUAUACUUUACAUCUAAAUGCAUAAGUUAUAAGCCUCUAAACCCUCGGGGUUCAGGGGAAGGGUGCAACUUGAAUUUUGAGAAUACCCUCAAUAUUACAGCGAAAUUCGUUGUAUUGCGCCGCACCCUGAGAACUUCGGAGGGAUUUAGGGUUUUUCUGUUUCGUUAAUCAUUUGAGUGAAGGCGGGGUUAAUGCAAAUCAAAAUGUCACUUGCUCGCCCAGCUUGCACUGGCUGAGAAUGACUCUAGACUGCCCACGAAUAGCGAAACAAAAAAUCAAGGUAAGUCGCUAUGGUGAGUGGAAUUUUUGUCGAAGGAAGGAGGCAGACGUGACAAGAAUAAAAAAGAUCAGAAAAUCUGCGAAGCAAACUUAACUAGUCGAUUAUUGCCCGAAACAGGACGUUCACAAAGCAACGCCCUUGAAACACGAAACAAACAAAUGGAUCGAAAGCCACCAAUCACGAAUCACAAACGAGGACCUUUUGAGCUCGUGCAAGUAAACAUGUGUUUCCUAAGAGGUCCAAUCCAAGAGGAUUGACGGAAUAAAAAAACCCCAAAUUCCGUCGAAUGUUGCAAAACGCACAGCGCGAUACAACGACUUGCACUGUAAAAUUGAAUAAUUCUAAAACCGUUGAAGCUGUGACAAACUUAGCAUAGCUAAAAAAUAAGAAAGUAAAAAUAAAAAAUUCCCGGAAACAUUUCCGGAAACCGAGAUUUAUUACAGCCAAAAGUUUAGCAAAAAUUUGUUACCUUUUUUCUACUAAAAAAAGUAUUUUAUUUUAGAUUUUUAUAGUACUUUACAAUUUAUUUAGCAUUUUUAGUGGAAAGAAUUUUAUAUGUGAGUUCAUCCAAUGUAUUAAACAAUUUGUUGUCAUAAUGACGUCAUUUCGCCUUUGCAACAAUAAAAAUAUAGGAGGAUUUUAAAACGCUGAUAACAUUAUGCAGGAUCAUAAUAUAUGUUGUGUAAAUUUGGUGGCUUUAAAUUGCGGUUUUAAAGUUAUAGAGGAUGAUCUCCAAGCUCCCCUUUCCCACCACGGUUCCAGGAAACCUAAAAAAGCCCAUUCUGAAUGGGGUUAAAAAGACGCCAAACGAGCUAAUUAAAAAUGCAUGGGUGAAUUUAAGUCCACAACAAUAUGCUAAUCUCUUUAACUGUUUUAAUUUAUCACAGAGAAAGUCCUCUUACAUUGCUUCAAAUCUCCUAGUUCAGUCGAUGACCUUCAUGGGAACAGGUAAGAUGGUGUCUGCCAUUGUUUUACAAUUAUCAAAUAAAUAAUUUAAAGGUGUUUUGACAGCUAGGCUUUGCUUUGUUAAUUAUGUUGUGUGACCACGAAGAAAGCUUUGGCACCAGUUUCGUAUCAUCAGAUAUAUAAACUGAGAAUGAAUUUUGAUUUAGAUUCAUAUAUAUAAAAUCAAAUUUAAGUAUAUAAAUAUUUUGGUGUUCUUUUUUAUUUUUUCAAUGAUUUAUAUUCUACAGAUACGCAUGAGAAGGAAUCUAUUCGAGACAGGUUCCUUGAGGCUCUAAAGUCUACAGACUCGGUCACCGAGGAAGGCAAUCCUGCGAGGAAAAAAAGUUUCGCAAGGCACUUUAUCAGCGCCCUUUUUGCUCAAGAUGAAGAGGAGAAAAAUAACGGAAACGAUGCUUCCCCUUCUGUAAACGAGGCAGAGAUGGGGACAGUUUCCAAGGGCUUAGAAGUACAUUCAUCUCCUUCUUCUGACUCAAGGACCCAAAAUGAUGACGAAGUGUUAAAUGAUGUCAAACAAUUACCACAAGAACGGAAAAUAAGCGUUCUCUUGAGCAUUGUCUACGGUCUGGUGGGGUUAGACACCGAUAGAGAUGGACAAGUAUCCGAGAAAGUCACCGUCGAAAAGUCAGGGGAAUGUAAUGGAAAUAAAAGGCCCUUUUCGUGUACAGAGAUUCAAGUGCUAAAAAGCUCGAGUGGUUCUAACGGCUCAAGGAAAGAAGAAGCGGAAGACAAAUUUUCCCAUGCUUGCCCCAGUUCUCGGCUUGGUGUCGACAAUAAAGGACUUGAGUGCAGUGAAACGGAAAUAUGUCCUAGCUUCCCAAAUCCUGAAACCACAAAUAUAAAUGUAGACGCACUAAAUACGAGUAAUUGCAAAAGGCUGUCAGCUGUGUCAGACGAUCCUGAAUCUGCUCUGCCGCCUAAUACAAUAAGAGCCUGGCUCAAGGAUCCACGUCUUUAUAUGGUGAUUAUAGUCUUUAAAUUUUUUUACCCUUAAUUUCAUUUAGUAUGUGAAUUAGUUUUUGGUACUUUAUUUGCUUUUAUAUAAUGUACGCUUACUGCAAUGCGCAAGUGAUCGUAUAUCCAUGAAGCCUGGCAUGCGCAAGGUAGAUUUAUAUGCAAUUUUAUUUAUUUAUUUAUUUAUUUAUUUGUUUAUUUUACCCUAUUGUAUGUUCAAGGCACAAAGCAUUGUUUGAAAAUUUUAAAUCAUCUUCAGUAACUGGUUAUUUCAUUUUUUCAUACAUUAAGGUUGCAAUCAUAUUCACUUGUACAAAAGUCUUACAAGACGUUGCCUAUGCGUACCUGCCACUGUUUCUUAUUUACAGAGUUGACUUUGGAAAGGUGAGUGUACAUAUGUUAAUGUGUUUUUCUUCAGGCCUCACAGGCCAUCACUAUUUUGUGGCCCUGUGUCUUUCUAUGCAAUCUCUAUGGAAAAUAUCCAUGUCAUGUUGACUAUAUUAAAGUGCUAUACGUUUUAAUGGUUUAAUCCUUAUUAUAUUAUUCUUAUUAUAAGUGCAUUGGCGGGUACAUUAUUACCUAGUAAUCAAUAAUAGUGCUGCAAGCAUUUGGUUAAAACGCCGCAAGUACUUAAUAUGCCUGGCCUGCCUUGCGGAAGGUCCCGAGUUCGAUUCCCAGCUGUAACCUCAAAUCCUUUUUUCGACUUCUUCCCUUUUUAAUUUCCGUGUCGCUUUAGAGGCUGUAAAUAGCCAGCAAAACGGAGCACCGGUGGAGGGAAGGAAGGCGAAGUAAGCGCACGGGCGGACUUGUCUCAGGUUUCAAGCUACCGGCGUAAGAUAAGAAAUCUGAUUGUCAAAAUUAGCUGCAGUAGGACAAUCUUUAUGUUAUCGAUCAUUCACGUUGCCUUUUCAGGAUGCGAUUGCAUAUCUGCCACUUGUGAUGUUGAUCAGCGCUACAGUGUCCUCAGGAAUCUCAAAGAAACUUGUUAAAAUAAUCGGAAACAAGGUUAGACCAGUCGUCCGUAUCAAUGUGUUUUACUGCUAAAAAAAAAUAGAAAUCAAUAGAGGUUCGAAUAUGUAUGUAAAAUGGGAAGGGGUCCAGGGGGAGGAAACGCGUGGAGGCGGGGGAGGGGACGGGAGGGGGGGCAGGGGUUAAGGAGAGCACUUUUCCUAGAACCGGAAUGAGGGGGGGAGGCUUCUGUGGAAAAAUGGUACCCUUUUCAUAUAUCUAGUUUAGAACACUGCAUUUCCAUUAUCUGCUGCAAAUGCACCGUCUUCUUAAAUAAACCAGGAAGUUCCUAGUCUUUCACAGCCAUGAGACGCGUCAGUGAGCUUUUAUAGGUCCUUAGUUUAGAAACUGAAAUGACAGAUUGCCCUACCCUUUCAUAUACAACAACUUGUAAAAUCCCUACCCUUUCAUUACAGUGCCGGAUCCAGACAGAAGAGAUAAGAGGGAGCCGGGAGGAGGGAACCGGGGGGGCGGUCAUCCAGAUUCUUAGAAAAGGGGAAAAGGGGGGACCCGGUGAACAAAAAAAAUUUUUUCGGCCCUUUGCAAUUUAGUUUGGUCUAAAAAUAGGACGGUGGGGGGGGGGCUCUCCUGGAUCCGCCUUUGCAGCUACUGCUUUAACCCGAAAUCUUCUCGUAUAGACUAUUAGAGGGAGUUUCCCCGGGUUCCUAGAUUGUUGGCACAAUAUCGCGACAACGCUUUACGGGCCUAAAAGCACUCGACCCUCGUCAUCAUGUACAGGCACGUGGAAAACACUUACUCUUCGUAAGAAGUACCUGUGUGUCCUGUCCUUUGCCACGUCGGAAUCGCGUUGUUAAAAAUUCUCUUGUGUUGACACAACGCACUAAUGCGCAAUAUUUUUUUUCCUUUAAUAUGGACAAGAAGCCUUCUAUGUUUCGACAUAAUGCCAUCCUUAACCAAGAGAAAAUAAUUAGAGAGGGAGUCUAGUAGAGACCUUGGCGGGGAUACCUUAAUUUCGAAAGAGUUAUUUUUAGUAAUUAUAUGCGGACCAUGCGAAACAAUCCGUUGAUCUCGUUGAUGUCAAGAAGACUCGCUUUCAUAAAACAGAACGCUCAAGCGAGGCGGAGACAACAAAUGGAGAAAAUGGUGGCCUAUGAUCUCUGGCUUUAACAUAUAAACGGAGAUGUAUAUCUCUGUUGUGUAGAGUUUUUAUUUGUUAUCAUAACGACAGUCCCUUAAAUAAGAAGGGGGUAGUUUAACUUACCAUUAAUUGAUUUUCUUUCUCCUCAGAAUUCGCUUACUCUAUCUGCCUUAUUCGUGAUUGGAGCUGGUGUAUGGUUUUAUUUCAUAACCCAGUCCAACAAAGUGAUGACGUAUCCUGCAGUUGUUUUGCUAGGAUCUGGGUUUUCCCUAAUGUUUGUUACUGCCCUUAGCUUUGCAGCAGAACUUAUUGGGGACAACAAGGUGAGCUUAUCACGUGCCUCAACAUUAUAACGCCCAAAGUUACAAGUUCAAAUAGGGCCUACUUAGUAAUGCUUCCAUCAGACUAUAGCUGUUUUAAAAAACGCGGAUAGUGCUAUCCACCGAAUAAAUCUCUAUCCCCUGGUUUAAGUGCAAUAGGCCAUUUCCGAGUUCCAAAAAAUCUCACUUUCAAAACGAGGCUAAGUGCGAAACCUUUGUUGUGAAAAUGAGUUUUAUUUGCAUCAUAAUUAAAAAUCAUUUCAUAUCGAUAGCUUCGCACUUAGCCUCGCUUUGAAACUGAGAUUUUUGGAACUCGGAAAUGGCCUUUUGGUUUUCCUAAUAAAUGUGGCCAAAAAAUAAACUACCAUUCAGUAGGUAGGCCCAAAGUUUUUCAAAAGGUGGAGAGUGCUUAAUUCCACCGAAUAAAUCUCUAUCCAGUGGAUAACGCAAUUGGUUUCCCUAAUACUUAUCUGCUUGAUAGCGAUUUAUCCAGUGGAUGGCGUUAAUAAAUUGAGCGUUUGAACAACCGGGGCUUAGUACCCAAGAGUCGACCAUUUAAACGGCGUAAUAAAUAGCAUUGUAAAGUGACGUGCUAUAAAUACAUUCGACACCCGAUGAUUCGAACCUCGCGCUAACUCGAACCAAAAUCGAUUUGAGGAACGUCAGAUUUAGGUUCUAAAGUUGUGAGUUCCAAGAAAAUUUUCAGCGCCUGUCCUUCGCUUUCUCAGCAAAUUUUUGGAUGUCUGAAUUUCAUUUAAAAAACCUCUUUUUAGGUCUUCACAUUACUACUUGAGAAAUUUUGAAUUUGCAGGGCACAUCUGGCGUCGUGUUUGCUUUUAUGGGUUUGAUGGCAAGUGUGACUGGAGGUUCAUUGUUCGGUAUUAUUCAGAAACUAUUCCCCCAAGAAAGGUAA